Leptopilina boulardi is the source of this 654-nucleotide messenger RNA. RefSeq lists its product as uncharacterized. NCBI's taxonomy places the organism in Eukaryota, Metazoa, Arthropoda, Insecta, Hymenoptera, Figitidae. The transcript has 4 exons. The record is from RefSeq and is a predicted model, not a curated record. Bases 210 to 413 code for a protein of 67 amino acids.
CGGUAAAGAAGUUAAUAUUUUUGAGACCGCCCAGAAAAGAACAUUUGAAGAUAUUGCAAAACAAAUGAAGAGUUAAAUAUUUUUCUAUUGCAUCAGUUACUUCCGUUAUUUCGUGUGUCUUGAACGUUUAAUCACUAAAGUUUAAUUAUACGGUUUUUUUUGUUUUGUUUUGAAUUACUCCUAAAUUCUUUGUUAAUUAUUUCAUUAUCAUGGCCAAGGGUAAAGGUGGAAACAAUAAAGGUGGAAAUCAAAAACAAGGAACUAGUGGAGGAGGAAAGGGAUCUUCAGGAGGCUCUUCUGGUGGAAAAUCUUCACAAUCCAAAUCAAAUGAACAUGCUGAUGCUGGAAAGAAAGGCACAAAAAAGGUUCGUUUUGAGGAGAAAUUAUGUAAUUUAUAUACAAAAGAAAGAUGACGAUAAUAAUAAUAAUAAUAUAACUACUUAAAGUUUCUCAAGAAAUGAAUCCAGUGACAAAAAUUGCCAUUUAACAUAAAUUUAAAGUAAUAAUUAUACUAACGACAAUUUGAUAAAAUACUAAAGUAAAAAUUAAUUAAAUUUGAGAAUAAUAAAGUAAUUAUUGUUUUUACAGGUGGAAAAAAAUGAAUGCUAUAUAUUAAAUUAAUAAAACACUUAAUAAUUUUUAUUGAUUGUCGCA